AUGACUGACGUUAAUGUUGAAAAGCCGUGCUCAUCCUCAUCUAAGCAGAAGUCAGACUUCAAUAACCGUUUUAGAAAGCUGCAUCAGCUGAGGCAACAGUCAAGGAAGGCAAAUCAUGAACAAGUUGUUGAGGAAGACAGGAAGAAAAAACUUCCUGCAAAUUACGAAGCAAAAAAAGCUCGCGACGAAUGGGAGUUACAAGAAAUGGAGGAAAGAAAGAAAGCUGAAGAACAAGGUCUGGAUUACGAUCGCAUCAAGGCUUUGAACACACCAGCAGAUGUGGUAGCUAGAAUAGAAAUGAAAAGGAAGCGCAAGAAGAAUCCCGACCAAGGUUUUUCAAGUUAUGAAGAUAUGACUCUCCGUCAGCAUACUCGUCUAACAACUUCUUUGAAGCCCGAUGCAGAAUCUUAUAAAAAGAUGCGACAGAUAGUUGCUUCAAAUUUGCUUACUACCUGUCAGGGGCAAAUGUCAUUUCCAGGUUAUGAAGAUAUGACGCUCCGUCAGCAUACUCGUCUAACAACUUCUUUGAAGCCCGAUGCGGAAUCUUAUAAAAAGAUGCGACAGAUAGUGGGUGAAGAACAAUUUUACCCAACUGCAAAUACUUUAAUCCAUGGUUCACAUUAUCCAACAUCUGCAGCUAUGGAAAAGCUCGCUAGCGAGGUUCAGGGACAAGUGAAGCGGCGAGAACAGUUUCAUCGCCGUCGUAUGUUCGACCCGGACGCACCGAUCGACUAUAUCAACGACAAAAACAUGCGGUUCAACAAGAAGCUCGAGAAGUUUUAUGGUCAGUAUACCGAAGACAUCAAGGCGAGUUUCUUGUUUCUUGCAACUUCAGUAUUGAUUUUGCAUGAAACUUUGUUUUCGCUAUCAAAUUCAUCUUGCUAUGGAACAGAAUCAAUUUUAGUAUUUCUACGUAAGGCCUUACCUAGACUAGUGUUAUAUCCAUUCUACGCUGAAUAA
Strongylus vulgaris is the source of this 960-nucleotide messenger RNA. Lineage: Eukaryota; Metazoa; Nematoda; Chromadorea; Rhabditida; Strongylidae. The record is from the annotation of a GenBank genome assembly.